Somion occarium is the source of this 3379-nucleotide messenger RNA. The record is from the annotation of a GenBank genome assembly. Lineage: Eukaryota; Fungi; Basidiomycota; Agaricomycetes; Polyporales; Cerrenaceae.
GAUGAACCUAUUGUCCAAGCAUUCGUGCUCCUCCAGGGGCUCCUGUUUGUGCGAUAACCCUCCCGAGUCACCUCAAGCCUCAUUUCCAGCUUAUAUCCUCCUACCCCCUUCCCCCAUGCCCUCCUUCAUCCCUCCGUUUCACCAAAACUUGAGGAUUAUACCCAAACCUCUAAAUUAAUGACCUCUACGACCUUUAUGACUCUGUCGAUCAUUGCCAAAGGCCGAACUCUACUCAAACGCUUUUCUUCUAAACGCUCCCUUGCCCGUUUGCUAUCCACAUUCCUAUGCUGUCUUGCAGUCGUUGUCCCACCCUUUUCCCGCAUCGGCGGGAAUAAUGCGUUCCUGGUCCUGUCUCUCAAGGAAAUGGUGUUCUCUGUCCAGGAAAACUUGGCCCAACAAUUGGAGUUCACUAUUUUGAAUAUUAUGGGUGCACUGAUAGGCGUUGGCUUGUCAACGUUGGCCAAGUAUAUAGCCUCUCUAUACCCUGAGAAUUCCGUUAAUGGACGAGCCACUUGUGCGGUAUUCCUUAUCAUCAUCAGUUUCUUUGCCGGGUUUAUUAAGAGUCGACUUCCCCGCCUCCAGCUUUCGACGCGCAUAUCAUGCUUUGUUUCUGUCUGGCUACUUACCGCGAACAUAGGUAUUCCGUCCCAAGUCUUGAUAGACUCUGGUCGCUUCCUAUGGAUAGCUCUCACAGCCGCGGUCCUCUGUCUCGUCUCUUUGAUUAUUGUAAUGGUAUUUAUCCGUUGGGCCACUACGAACUUCGAGCAAGAGGUCGCCACUACAUUCGCUCUCUUACACCAGUCCUUGUCUCUUGCCCUGACUCUAUCAUUCUCCCCUGGACCCACUUCAAUUACCGAUCGUGAAGAUUAUCGUGCCUUACACCAACAGUUGCUCACGAUAUGUAUCAAGUUGAACGAAAGUUAUUCACAAGCAGCAUUUGAAUUUCGUGUUGGUCGUCUCAGCUUACGGUCUAUCCGACCACUGGUAGGCAUCAUUGAGCAUCUCCGUCGAGAAUUAGCCUGGGGGAUGUCUCUAGCAACAGACCUGGAGUCAAUUAAAUCCGGCAGCAGACGUGGCAGCAGACCAGGCAGUCGACCUGGUAGUCGACCUGGGAGCAGGCCUCCGUCGCGGCCAGGAACGCCGACCCAAAGCUCACUCACUCAUGCCAUAGGUCCCCAAGCCCUCUCACUAGGCGACGCGCUUCUCAGUGCCAUGAAAUGCGUAGAGUCUACCAUUUUACUAGUGUUUCAGAGAUCGAGCGCACUUCCACCCCCUUCGGACGCAACUCCUAUCAUUAUGGAUAAACGCGGGCAUUGGAUAGCCGCACAGUUACAAGCCAUUCACGAAGUCGAUGAGAGCCUGGUUGCCGCGCGCGAUCAGGCCAGGGAGCUCCUCAGAAUGAUCUUUGGGGACUUUCAUAUGGCUGAACGGGUAGCCCAGAAUAAAGUACACACUCACAAAGAGAGUUAUCACGGUAGUCUGGCCACCAUUGCGCUUCUGCAGAUGGCACAAGAGAUGCGUCAUGCAUUGCGUGUGGCUGAGAACCUACUUCUCCUCUACAACGAGCCUCAUUCACGUAUCUGGUUACCUCGUUUGUCUCUCUCUUGGCUCGGUGUACCACCUCGUCCCCUUAUAGCUGAAGAUGUCGCACCUCCCCCUCCAAUGCCCGACUCCUCCGCCAACAGUGUGUUCGAAGGAGAAACGUGUGUAUCGCGAUCAGAACGCAAGCAAGGUGUUGCCGAGCAGCGUUUUGCUCUCGGUCGGAUGCGUUCGAUUGAGCUGGAAGAGCAGCUCGGCGAAGGAGAAAAGGCGAAACGAAGACUUAGCGACCUUGUGACGUACACCUCAACCUUCUUCAUGUGGCUUUGGUCCAACGACACUACGUUGCAACUGCGGAUUCGCCUAUGGUCUUUCCAUCGAUCACUCAAGGGGUCCAGCCACCUCCGACAUGCUCUGAAAAACGCUGUAGGCGUUGCCCUUCUUACAUUCCCUGCCUUCAUGCCAGCUGAAUCUCAUGGUCAUCAAUGGUGGCAAUCCGUCCGUGGACAAUGGAUGACUAUCAGUUACCUUUGGGUCCUUGAAACUAAUACGGGAGCAACUUGGAGAACUGGUUACCUCCGAAUUUUGGGCACUAUUCUCGGUGCUACUUAUGCAUAUGUUAUAUGGGCUAUAUGUCGUACGAAUCCAUAUGGCUUAGUAGUCAUGGUCACGGCUGCAGACGUACCUAUAACAUGGCUUAUCACAAGAAUGUCAUUAGGUCCACUGGCAGUCCCGCUUUCAAUCACUCUGCCACCUAUCGCCUUCGCACAAUACACUACGGGAGAUCUCUCGAUAUCAGUGAUACGCCUUGCUAUCUUGCGAGCACUCCUGAUCGGUAUAGGUAUAAUAGCAGCGUUACUCAUGAACAGUCUAGUAUUUCCCCGUCACUGCCGCGUACUCUUUCUUUCGGAUACCAGUCGUGCUUUGGCUUUGCUCAGCAAUUUAUAUCUCACACUUAGCCAUGAAAUGUUCCAGGCCAAGCACUCUUUUGCUUGCGACGAACGCCGCAAAAUGCUGAAGAUGGAGCUCGGAAUUCGCAAUUCGGUAUAUCGCCUGUCGGCUUUCAUCGUCACCAUGAAUAGCGAAUUUGGCCUUUUACCAAAACCACUGCGUCACUAUCGCAGCGUAGUCACGGUGAUUCAGAAGGUCUUGGAUUUAUUGACAGGGUUGCGCAAGAUUCGAGAAAACAUUCCUCGCAAAGAAGCAGUAUCGGACGUCUUUCGUGAACGACGUGAAUUCGUACAGUCAUUCCUCGUUUCUACUCCACUCGCAUUGCUAACCCGAAUACAGAUGUCAUGCGUUUGUAUCACGUUGUUUGCUUGCCAACACGCUUUUCGAACUCGCGAGCCUCUGCCUCAAUUUCUUCCGUCAGCCCGACAUGCGUUCGAAUCCUUGGAGAGUCACAUAUAUGAUUCGCUGCUUCGAGCUCGUGAGGAAGAUCCUCACGCAAUGGGUCUUUCAUUGGUGUAUGCCUUCGCCGAGCAAGAAGUUAUGCGGAACAUGGUCAACGCGCUGGAAGAUUUAUUGGAACUGACAGGUCGACUUUUCGGAGCAUCCACUUGGUUGCAGGAUUCUGCAUGGACAAUGUCUACUGAUCAAGAGGGAGGUAGUCACGGAUGGUAUAGUACUUUUGAAUGGGAAGAGGAGUAGGUGUAUCAAAAUAGACAUGCGAACAAUCGCAAUUUGGGUUUUUUUCUUCCCUUCUGUUAAAUAUAUAGAUGGUCUGUUCCAUAGAGCUUGAUCGACAUACAUUCUAGAGUCUCCAAGAAAGGGCGGUACUAUACACUAUGUACAUUAUAACUACAGUGAUGAUGGUAUAGAAUAUCUAGAUUGCGAAGUG